AUGGUAGUAAUUGAUGACAAACACCAGGGAUUGGCUGGAAGGAACCUGGAAGAGAAACGGCUGGACGAGUCAGGAUCUAAUAGUCGCGCAGAAGACAGCUACGAUGAUGAAAACCCGACACCACCAGGAAAUGACAAUCCUCCCCUUGCCGAGCCAGAGGCCCCGCCAAGGGACAUCAAUGGCUGGAAGUGGUAUUUGACCUUGGCGUCUAUCCUAGCAUCUACAUUUCUCUAUGCGCUUGACGCGACAGUUGUCGCCGAUCUCCAACCAGUGAUUGUUCGGGAUCUCGGUGGUGUCACAAAGCUUUCAUGGCUCAGCGUUGCGUUCCUGCUGAGCGCAACGGCCACGAACUUGAUUUGGGGCCGUGUGUAUGGUCACUUCAAUACAAAGUGGUUCUAUAUCUUCCACGUGGCUCUAUUCGAAGUCGGCUCUGCAAUCUGUGGUGCAGCCCCCUCCAUAAAUGUCAUGAUCCUCGGUCGCGCCAUUGCCGGCGUCGGUGGAUCCGGUCUUUACGUGGGCUGUAUGACGCUUAUUGCGAUGACUACAACUAUUUCCGAGCGCCCAGUUUACAUCUCCUGUACUGGAUUAUCAUGGGGUCUGGGGAUUGUGCUGGGCCCGGUGAUUGGCGGCGCUUUCAGCGAAUCCUCGGUGGGUUGGCGAUGGGCUUUUUAUAUCAACCUCUUCAUCGGCGCUGUCUGUGCACCUUUCUACCUCUUCCUGAUCCCCAACAAGGAUCCUCGACCGGGUGCUUCCAUCAAAGAGCGGGCUGUUGAGCUUGAUUACCCCGGUAUUGUCAUUCAAUGUGGAGCUUUGACUACAUUGAUUCUGGCCAUCAAUCUGGGGGGCAUCACUUACCCGUGGAACUCUGGUCGUAUUAUUGCUAUGUUUGUUGUUGUGGGAGUCUUGUUUAUUGCUCUGGGUUUCCAGCAGGUCUGGGCAAUUGGCACCUCCCCGGCCCGUCGCAUCAUUCCGGUGCAAUUUUUCCGAUCGAAAAUCGUUCUCAUCCUCUUCGCUGCCUGCGCCUCAGGGGGCGCAUGCGCCUUCAUCCCUAUCUAUAUGAUUCCUCUCUUUUUCCAAUUCACACGCAACGACAUUCCGCUCGAUGCAGGUGUGCGGCUUCUCCCAUUUGUGGUAUUUAUGGUGGUAUUUGUUUUUAUCAACGGCAACCUGAUGGCAAGACUGGGCUACUACAUGCCCUGGUACUUACUGGGUGGCCUGCUGGUCGUGCUCGGCUCAGCCCUCAUGUACACCGUUCGUCAAGACACUUCACCGAGCUGGGUUUACGGCUCCAGCGUUCCGCUGGGUGUUGGCGUUGGCAUGUUUCUGCAGGCUUCAUUCUCAGUGACACAAGCCGUCGUUUCGCCCGAAAAUAUUGCGCCCGCCGUUGGGUUUAUGACCCUGGCGCAGUUCGUGGGAAUCACUAUCGCUCUUGCCAUUGCCAACGCUGUUCUUUUGAAUGGAUGUCUUGACAAAAUUGAGGCUAUUUUGCCCAACGUACCUUCGGCCCAAAUUCAAGCUGCCAUCCUAGGUGCCCAAUCAGACCUUGUAAAGGAUCUGUCCCCGGCACUCAGGACUCGCGUGCUUGAUGCUAUUGUCCAUGCUAUUGGCGAUACUUACAUUCUUACCAUUGCCGGUGGCGCUCUUGUGGCUGUAUUGAGUUUGCUGCUGCCUCGAAACAAGUUGUUCGGUGUAGCGAGUGGCGUUAAUGCGGCAUGA
This is a messenger RNA of Penicillium cinerascens, 1716 nucleotides long. RefSeq names its product putative MFS drug efflux transporter. The record is from RefSeq and is a predicted model, not a curated record. Lineage: Eukaryota; Fungi; Ascomycota; Eurotiomycetes; Eurotiales; Aspergillaceae. Gene Ontology annotation, biological process: transmembrane transport. Bases 1 to 1716 code for a protein of 571 amino acids. The transcript has a single exon. Gene Ontology annotation, molecular function: transmembrane transporter activity.